Gastrolobium bilobum is the source of this 1959-nucleotide messenger RNA. RefSeq lists its product as uncharacterized. Bases 287 to 1807 code for a protein of 506 amino acids. Gene Ontology annotation, molecular function: S-adenosylmethionine-dependent methyltransferase activity. The record is from RefSeq and is a predicted model, not a curated record. The transcript has a single exon. Lineage: Eukaryota; Viridiplantae; Streptophyta; Magnoliopsida; Fabales; Fabaceae.
CACCACUGCUCCAUAGAGAAAACAAAAAAAAUCUCUAUUAUCAAACUCAUAAAAAAAUCAUGAAUUCCAAUUUUACCCCUCACCACUCUCUCAAUUUCCCAAUCCCUGCCUUCAGAACACCUUCUCUCAUCGGCGCUAACCACACCUCCGCUCGAUUCUGCACCAGAUAACAAAAAGAAAUAAGAAAAAGCUUUUUUUCUUUUUUUAAUUUCAUUCAAAAAAAAAUUUGAAUAUUUUUUUCUUCAAAUUAUUGUUAUUUUCUGUAAAGAGUGCACAAUCUGUUUAUAUGGAGCCUGCCGCAGGCAAGCCGGGCUUUCUGAAGAACGUUCUGAUACGGUUACUUCUCUUUGGCGUUUUCCUCGUUAUCGUUCGGUUCGCUUACGUCAUCACCGUCGCUGGCGAGUCAUGCAAUUCCGGCAACUUCUGCUUCUUCUCUUCGCCGGAGACUCUCGACGUCGCCAUCGCUGGAUCCGGAGCUGUUGCUCUCGCCGCCAGUAGCUCUGCCCUCGCCGGCGUUGCAAGGCCAGAGCUUUACGCCAGCAAGGACUGGGUCAACGGCGUGCGUUUCUACUCGUCGGUGUUCCAGGACCUGAUCGCCGGAGGUUACCUCUCGCCGGAGUCGAAAUCGCUCUGCCUGGAGACGCCGACCGGACGUGACGUAUUCGCGCUUCGAGAGAUCGGCGUUUUGGACGCCGUCGGAAUCUCGAAGAAGGCGUCGAAGCCGUUGGUGAAAUCCGGCGAAGCUCAUCGGAUUCCGUUCGGGAACAACAGUUUUGACUUCAUCUUUUCCGGCGACGGAGGACUGGAGAAAUCGGCGCGGCCGUCGGAAUUCGCCUCUGAGGUUGCACGAACGCUCAAACCCGAAGGGUUUGCCGUGUUCCAUGUAAAGGCUAAAGACACUUACAGUUUCAAUUCAUUCGUUGAUUUGUUCAAAUUUUGUUGCAAAGUAGUGAAAUUGAAUGAUAUAGAAGGGUUUGAUUCAUCAAUGCCUUACAUAAGAGAAAUCGUUGUGAGGAAAGAAGGUUAUGGAAUUGGUCAUGUGGUUGAGGAAUUUGAUUCCAAUGGGAAAUGCUCUGUUCCUAAACAAGAGUUGGUUAGGAAUGCUGAGCCUCUAAUUGAAGAGGAGCCACUGAAGCCAUGGAUCACUCUCAAGAGGAAUGUGAAGAACAUAAAGUACCUCCCUUCAAUGGUUGAUAUCAGCUUUAAGAAUAGGUAUGUGUAUGUGGAUGUUGGAGCUAGAAGCUAUGGCUCUAGUAUUGGAAGUUGGUUUAGGAAACAGUACCCAAAACAGAACAAGACCUUUCAUGUGUAUGCAAUUGAAGCUGAUAAAACGUUUCAUCAGGAGUAUGGUUUGAAAAAGGGGAUAACUUUGCUGCCUUAUGCUGCAUGGGUGAGGAAUGAGACCUUGACUUUUGAGAUUAAUCGCAACCCUGGCGAGAAGGUUCAGGCUAAAGGAAGAGGAAUGGGGAGGAUUCAGCCUUUGGAAUCAAGGGGUGAUUUUGAUGCUGAUGUUGAGAAGAUACAAGGAUUUGAUUUUGCCAACUGGUUGAAGAACACGGUUUCGAAGAAUGACUUUGUUGUGAUGAAAAUGGAUGUGGAGGGUACUGAAUUUGAUUUGAUUCCAAGAUUGUUUGAAACUGGGGCUAUCUGUUUGGUAGAUGAGGUUUUUCUUGAGUGUCAUUACAAUAGAUGGCAGAGAUGUUGCCCUGGACAGAGGAGUCCUAAGUAUGAGAAAACAUAUAACCAAUGCUUGGAACUCUUCACUUCUCUCAGAAAAAGUGGAGUUCUUGUUCAUCAAUGGUGGUAACUUCCUGAUAGGUGACAUUUUCUGUAUCAUUCUUAGUUUCAUUUUACCUUCUACAAUUUUUUUUCCUCAUAGUUUUUUUUUUUUUUUUUUUUCCAAUUUUUCCCGUCUUUAGAGAAGAUUCCUUUUGUUUUUUAAAUUUCCUUACCUGUAAC